This is a messenger RNA of Eupeodes corollae, 2791 nucleotides long. It is a transcript of the gene gwl, whose product is annotated as serine/threonine-protein kinase greatwall. NCBI's taxonomy places the organism in Eukaryota, Metazoa, Arthropoda, Insecta, Diptera, Syrphidae. The transcript has 12 exons. The record is from RefSeq and is a predicted model, not a curated record. Bases 244 to 2607 code for a protein of 787 amino acids. Gene Ontology annotation, cellular component: nucleus. Gene Ontology annotation, molecular function: ATP binding; protein serine/threonine kinase activity. Gene Ontology annotation, biological process: peptidyl-serine phosphorylation; intracellular signal transduction.
ACAUCUGUCAAAAACCAAACCAUUUUUAAUUUGAAUGCAUAUUUUCAUAAACUGUUAGGUCUUUUUCGAAAAGCGGUUCAAAUAAAAAAUUCGCACAAAAAUUUCCUGAAAUCUGAAAAAUCUUAUUGAAAAAACGUGUCUAUUGCCAAAAUGUCAAUUUCAUCAUCAAAAUAACGCCCCACCAAUUGAUAUUUUAAUAAUUUUACAAUAAAUCUCGUGAGUUUUUUGUAAUUUUUAAUUAAAAUGGAAAACUGCUUCAGCGACCACAAAACACCGAAAAAGAGUAUUCACAUCGAUGGCGAGAAAUUACUCGAUAAAAUCAAUAUUUUAACAACAAAAUACGAAAAUAGUCUAAAGGUUCCUACGAUAAAGGAUUUCGUUAUCAUCAAACCCAUCUCGAGGGGAGCAUUCGGAAAAGUGUUCCUCGGCUACAAGAACAAUGAUCCCAACAAGCUAUUCGCUGUUAAGGUUAUGAGGAAGUCGGAAAUGAUAAACAAGAACAUGGUCUCGCAGGUCAUCACCGAACGCAAUGCUCUCGCCUUAUCACGCAGUCCGUUCUGCGUGAGUCUGUUCUAUUCGUUGCAAUCGGUGUCGUAUGUUUACCUGGUCAUGGAGUACAUGGUUGGCGGGGAUUUGAAAUCCCUGCUGGCCAUGUACGGGUUCUUUGAUGAACCAGCUGCCAGGUUCUAUGUGGCAGAGAUUACUUUGGCGUUGCAAUAUCUUCACGAGCAUGGAAUUGUCCAUCGGGACAUCAAGCCUGACAACAUGCUUGUCUCGGCCUCUGGUCACGUGAAGUUGACUGAUUUUGGUCUGAGUAAGAUUGAAUUGAGAAGAGAUCUUGAAAUAUCGGAUUUAAUUAAUUGUUCACCCAACUUGAAUGCCAGGACACCUGGGCAACUGCUUUCCCUGACGUCGCAUCUUUCUUUUGGUUCCGAAAAGAAACACGAAGGCGCUACCUCACAUCUUCUAAAUGCAAUGAACAAACAUAGCAAGUGUGAUAUAAUCCUGGAAUCAUCUGAUAGCGAAGUAGAUACAUCGUGCAAUGGUGAAAAGGUUAACGACAGCAAAAUUUCUGGUGUAUCACCGUUUUUCUCUGCUGAAGACAUAAAUAUAUCAAUAACAACACCGCACACAUGUAUCCAAUCAACAGAUAGUUCCUCGUCAUAUCAUACCUGCACAUCAACGGAGCUAAGCGCAAAAAGUUCCCCAAUUGAAUUUCAUUCCAUCAACAAAUCCGACGACAAUGAUACCAGUUCCAAGUCGAAACUGAAUGAUUGCAGUGCUUGCAAGCACACCAGCUCAAGAGCUCCAUCGGAAGAGAAAGAAAACGUACUGAAUGCAAAUCUACAAAAACCAGAGACUGAUGAAGAUCUCAGUAAAACAUCGUUUGAAUUUUCAAUGCGGAUGCGAACCUCGAAGACUCAAGAAGACUCAGGUGUGUCCAGCCGCAAUUCCAAUUCAAAUUCAAACAACACCAACAACUGCGAGAUCUCAGCGAUUGACAAAGUCGAAAAUUUGUGCAAUUCCAAAGAGGAUCUCAGCUGCUCGGAUUACUCCCGAAGCUAUAAUGUUAGUAAUACAAAUGAGCUCAGUGGCCUGCGCAUGCAUUCACCCUUCCGCAAUAGUUCCCGAAGCUUCAAACGACCCGAGUACCUAAGGUGGAGUUUGAAGAGAAAAAUCCAUUUGAUAAAUCGCUCGGAAAAUAAUUCCGGCUUCGACGUUGAUGCGAGCUCGGGGAGCACUGGCCUGACGCAGGAAAUCGAUAUUUUAGACAUUGGCAGUAGUACGCCAAAGAAGCGAAAAGCCAAGUCGCCCAUUCGAGGUGUGCUCAAGGUUCGAUCUCUGUCCGACGAUGAGUUGCCCAUCAAUGACAAUAUUGCCAAUGUGGUCUUCUCGACACCGGUGUCAUCACAGAAGGCGCCUCGUCGUGAUUGCGGACUGCUGGGGAAGCUGAAGGCGACGCGUUUCGCCUUGCCACUGUCGACGGAGACAAAGAAACGCGACUUGGCAUUGGAGAAAUCUGGUGGAGUGCAAUAUCUAAAAAUUGGCGAUGAGCCGACAAUGUCACCGAUAAAUCAAGGAGCUGGUCUGCCAAAGACCCCAAAGACUGUCAAUACGCCGUUCCGGACGCCGAAAUCUGUUCGUCGAGGAGCUCUCGUCUCGGACGAACGGAUUCUGGGAACUCCCGAUUAUUUAGCUCCUGAGUUGCUUUUAUUGCAUGGACAUGGAAAGGCAGUCGAUUGGUGGGCAUUGGGAGUUUGCUUCUACGAGUUCAUGACUGGCAUACCACCGUUUAAUGAUGAAACACCACAGAAAGUGUUUGACAACAUUCUACACAAAAAUAUUGAAUGGCCACAAGAUGAUGAAGCACUCUCUCCAGAAGCCGUGGAAGCAGUCGAACUGCUUCUAACCAUGGAUCCCCUAGAAAGGCCAGCUGCAAAAGAAGUUCAAGCGAUGAAAUUCUUUAGCUGCAUAGAUUGGGUGAAUCUUGAGAAAGAAACCCCUCCAUUUGUACCUUCCCCAGAAAAUCCCCAAGACACCGCCUACUUCGAUGCUCGCAAUAAUAUGCAACAUCUCAAAUUAUCAAAUUUUGCCCUAGAAGACUAAACCAAUGCUAAAGUUCACUACUUGCCAUAUUAAUUCUUUUAUUUAGAUUCAUUUAGUAAAAUAAAAAAGAACUUAAAGAUCUUUAAGACGAAAUUGUUGCACAGUCAAAUUUCACAACUUCUUUAUAACAUAAAUUAAUUAAUUAAUAAUAAUUGUUCUUAAUUGUUUUAUAUUUUAUAAAUAA